AUGUCCCUGGAGGCCUUCCUCGCCGACUGCCCCCCCUGCCCGCCCUCUCUGCCCGCCUCCCUGGCCGCCUUCCUCGCCAAGCACCGGUCCCCCGCCGAUGCCGCCGAUCAUGGCGAUCCCGGGUCGGCCUCGAAUCGGCUCUCCCGGCCCCUGGCGGUCGUCACGUCGGGCGGCACCACGGUGCCGCUGGAGCGGCGCUGCGUGCGAUUCAUCGACAACUUCAGCGAGGGGCGGCGCGGCGCGCUGUCCGCGGAGCGACUUCUUGCGGCGGGCUACGCGGUGGUGUUCCUGACGCGGGCGGGAUCGGCGCAGCCGUUCUCGAGCGGGAUGGAGCCCGCGGAAGCGCUGCCAGGCCUGCUGGAGUUGGCUGCAGACGGCUCUGUCCAGGUGCGCCCCUCGCGCCAACCCGACCUGGGCCCCCUCCUUGCCAAGUCGGAGGCUGCGCGGCGCGCGGGGGCCCUCCUGACCCUCCCCUUCACCACGCUCUUCGACUACCUCACAUACCUUAAAGCCAUCGCGGAUGCUGUGGCCCCCUACGGACCCCAGGCUAUGUACGAUGUCCAUGCCGUGGUGGCCAAUGUGCUCGACACCAGGAAGGACACCGUAGUGGUCGUCACAAAGGGACAGGACGGUGCGGGCCCCAAGGCCCACAGGAUAGACAGAGCUACCCAGGAGGAGCACAUUGAGGAUCAGCUGGUGGCGACGAUCGCGCAGAUGCAUCGGGACUUUGCAGACCAGAUGCAGGACAGGUGA
Messenger RNA from Ostreobium quekettii, 753 nucleotides. NCBI's taxonomy places the organism in Eukaryota, Viridiplantae, Chlorophyta, Ulvophyceae, Bryopsidales, Ostreobiaceae. The record is from the annotation of a GenBank genome assembly.